This is a messenger RNA of Sebastes umbrosus (honeycomb rockfish), 3068 nucleotides long. It is a transcript of the gene vat1l, whose product is annotated as vesicle amine transport 1-like. Gene Ontology annotation, molecular function: oxidoreductase activity; zinc ion binding. The record is from RefSeq and is a predicted model, not a curated record. The transcript has 9 exons. NCBI's taxonomy places the organism in Eukaryota, Metazoa, Chordata, Actinopteri, Perciformes, Sebastidae. The coding region runs from base 234 to 1481 and encodes 415 amino acids.
AAUUAUAUUCCAGACACUUCAAAUAGGGCAAACUUUGGUUGAAUUAACCAGUAUCUAUGACUGUGAUUGUGACUGUUUGCAUGAUUGAAUAGGAGUGUAGACGGUGAGAUUUUGAGGCUCCACCGUGGAUAAGCAUCCACACAGCUCCUGCACAGACAGGCUGCACAACACAUCAUCCCUCUGAAGCCAGAGGAGAGGAGGAGCGCAGAGAGGCAGAGCAGCAGGUCUCCGACAUGGCUAAAGAAGGAGCAGAUAUGACAGAGGAGACCGAGUACAUGAUAGACAAAAACGUGCUGAAAGAACCGGAAAACGUGGAGUCGUCCGGCUGCAGCGAUGCUAAAGAGAUGCGCGCGGUCAUCCUGGCAGGUUUUGGAGGUCUAAACAAACUCAGAGUGACCAAGAAGGCGAUGCCCGAGCCUCAGGAUGGAGAAGUGAAGAUACGCGUCAAAGCAUGUGGCUUGAAUUUCCUGGAUCUGAUGGUACGUCAGGGGACUAUUGAUAAUCCUCCGAAACCUCCUCUUGUGCCUGGGUUUGAAUGCUCUGGAAUAGUAGAGUCAGUAGGUGAAAACACACCAGGAUUUGAGAUAGGCGACAGAGUUAUGGCUUUUGUCAAUUACAAUGCCUGGGCAGAAGUUGUUUGCACACCGGUGGAUUUUGUCUACAAGAUGCCAGAGGAAAUGACUUUUGCUGAGGCUGCUGCCUUCUCCCUGAACUUUGUGGCGGCCUAUAUGAUGCUCUUUGAGGUCGCCAAUCUGCGAGAGGGGAUGUCAGUGUUGGUUCACUCAGCAGGAGGUGGUGUAGGUCAAGCGGUGGCUCAGCUGUGCUCCACUGUACCCAAUGUCACAGUGUUUGGGAUCGCCUCAUGUUUCAAACACGCAGCCAUCAGAGACUCGGUGACUCACCUCUUUGACAGGAACGUUGAUUACAUGCAAGAAGUGAAAAAGAUUUCUCCAGAGGGAGUAGACAUCGUAUUGGACUGCCUGUGUGGGGAGAACACAGCGAAAGGCCUGACUCUGCUGAGGCCUUUGGGAACCUACAUACUUUAUGGCGCGUCAAACAUGGUAACUGGGGAAACAAAGAGUUUCUUCAGCUUUGCAAAAUCUUGGUGGCAGGUGGAGAAGGUGAACCCUAUUAAACUAUACGAGGAGAACAAAGUCAUAGCAGGAUUCUCGCUCCUCAACCUCCUCUUCAAACACGGGAAAUGUAGUCUUGUGAAAUCUGUGAUGGACAAGCUCUUGCGUCUCUAUGAUGAAAAGAAGAUCAAGCCGGUAGUGGACUCCCUAUGGGCGCUGGAGGAGGUAAAAGAGGCCAUGCAGAGAAUUCAUGACAGAGGCAACAUAGGAAAACUCAUUCUGGAUGUGGAGAAGUCUCCCACCCCGCUGAUGGCCAGCGACAGCACAGAGACCAGCGAGGCAGGAGAGGAGGAAGAGGAGCCAGAGGGAGACAACGACAGCAAGGAGCGAAUGCCUUUCAUCCAUUAAACCCCACCGCAACACGCCUAGAGACUGCACAGAUUCACCACAGAGGAACACAACCACACACACACACACGUGUUGUGCAGUAUGUAUGUAUGCAUGUGCUGUAUGCAUGGAUGCAUGAAUGGAUGUAUGUACAGUAUGUCUUUGUGCCUCUUGUCUGUUACCUAUUGUUUGUCAGUUGAUUUAUCAAGCAAAUGUUUUGGGUACAUGAAGACUAACAACAUGUUUGUCACCCAGGCAACAAGUGCAAGUGCCAUUCGAAAAUAUAGUAUUAUUAUAUUCUUUUACGGUAUUAUGAAGUCAUGUUAUACUAGCCAGUAAUGUGAAUAGGGUUGUGUCCAUUUCACAGUUAAUUGCAUCUGCCAGUUUGUUGACUGAAUAAGCAUUUAAGCCUGCUGAUUUGCUGUUAUCACUUUAAGAUUAGUACCCUUAAAGACAGAUUUACUGAAGCACACAAGUGUCAUACUAUAACGAGCUCAACAUGUCUAAACGUUUCACAAGAUAGUGUAGAGUGGAAACCUCUUAUAAUGAUCACGUCUGUCCGGGUCGAAUUGAUCACUACAAGCAGAUGAUUAUUAUAAACUAUUUUUUGUUCUUUAUUUCUCAUGCAGAUUACCUUCGAAUUAACAUUUGUAUAUUUAUUACAUGAAUACAAAGUAAUGAAAGAGACAGCUUCAGUAUUUACUGAUUUUUACUGCUAUAUUAUUUUUUGUUCAAAUUUAAUUACUGUACUGUGUGUAAUUCAAAUACACUAUAAUAUAGUACAGUACUGUUCAUAAAAUAUAGUUUAUUGUUGUUCAAAUUAUAAUUAGGUUAUAGCCUAAGACAGCAUUGUGCUGUUAACAAAUACAGUAACAUCAGCCGUGCAAAAUACGCUACUAAGCCACAGCUUUGCGACAUUUUCAGUGUGUUUCUACAUUUUUAACAGGCCUGAAAAUAAACCGAAUCAAUGCCUAGUAUAAAAAUACAAUUUUUAUAAUAUAUGAUAAUAUUUUUUCCAUAAGUUAUCUUGUAUGGAAAGACCCCAAAUUAACUAGAGGCAAGAGUUGAAAAUUAGCAAUAGCUAUAAACUCUCAGACAUCAGUUUCAUGCCCUGUAUGGGAACUAUGUUAAAUUGCAUCGUCCAUAUCAAAUAAAAUUCAAUUAAAAAAAAUAUAUACAAUUUCAAAAAACACUGAAAGCAGAUUUCUUGAUUACACUAAUUAUUAUAUCUAUAAAUAUUGUUAUUUAAACAGCAUUUUUAUAGGAAUGAUUCUGAAGCUUUUUGAUCCAUAUAAGCGGUUUCCACUAUGAUUUUAUUCUGGCCUUCCUCAGCGAUGACAGCUGUGAAAUGAAAGCAACCGAUUGACAUAAGUUUGAGAAAAUGACCAGAAUGCUUUUAAUACUUCUGACCAAGACAGUGAAUUACUUUCUUAUGAUAAUGAUGUGUAAGCCACAAGAGGUAGAAAGGUCUGUAGAUAUUUGCAUGAUAUUUUAUUCUUUGGGGCUAACCUUUGUAAUAUUACGGGAUCACCAGUGCCUUUGAGCUACAAACGAGCGUUUGAUACUUGAAAUGCUUUCCUCGUGUGAAGUUCGCAUUGAGCAAACCAA